AGGUCGAGCAUCUCCAGGAUAGCAAAAAAAAAUAAUAAUUACCCAGCUUGCUUUAUCUGUCGUCAUCCGCACCCGUAAGUAAACACACACAAAAAGAACCCCCACACCCUAUGAAAGUAGGAGAAUUGUGAUCAUUCAUCAUGCCCAAGUCCGACCCCUCCGAUGAGAACUCCGUGCUCAUCAAGAAGCUGAAGCACGCGUGUGCAACGUACGACACCGCCUCCAAGAAGUACCUCGCCGCCGUCAAGGAGCUCGACACGGCAAUGGAGAGCAUCGCGAUCGCUAUCCGUGAGCUGGCGCAGGGCGAGGAAAGCCCCGAUUUGCGCGAGAAGGCAGAUCGACUCUGCUCCUCGGUGGACCGACACAUGGCGGGGCAGGGCGGCGAUCACCGCGGAGGCAGCAAGUCGCAACGCGCCUCCGCCAACCUAAGCGUCUCCGGUGCGGACACCUACACGUUUGUGACCUACAUGAACGAUUUCACACGAGAGAUUAGUGCGGCGAUUGACGAGUUGAAAGAAUCGGUGAAGAAGGCGGAGAAGUCGCGGUCGACGUACGAGGAGGUGACGUCCAAGUACAACAAGCGGCGCACGGCGGUGAGCGAGAUGGAAACGAAGCUGGCCAAGAAGAAUCAAGGCAUCUCUGACAAUCCGAAGUUCAAUAAGAAGGUCGCAGAGCGCGAUGAGGCGAAGAUCACGCUGGACGCCGAGACGCAGAGGUACAACCACGUCUACAGUGAUCUGCUGCAGCAGCGCAGUAAGACGCUGCAACGCGUCAUUGCAGGCCUCGACAAGUACUCCACAAAGUACUACAAUUCUCUCUCGAAGACUAUCAGCUCUUAA
Messenger RNA from Leptomonas pyrrhocoris, 839 nucleotides. RefSeq lists its product as hypothetical. The transcript has a single exon. Bases 141 to 839 code for a protein of 232 amino acids. The record is from RefSeq and is a predicted model, not a curated record. NCBI's taxonomy places the organism in Eukaryota, Euglenozoa, Kinetoplastea, Trypanosomatida, Trypanosomatidae.